This is a messenger RNA of Scophthalmus maximus (turbot), 3956 nucleotides long. Its product is annotated as protein sel-1 homolog 3. Bases 195 to 3578 code for a protein of 1127 amino acids. The record is from RefSeq and is a predicted model, not a curated record. The transcript is spliced from 24 exons. Lineage: Eukaryota; Metazoa; Chordata; Actinopteri; Pleuronectiformes; Scophthalmidae. Gene Ontology annotation, molecular function: protein binding.
GCUGAACCUGCACCACCAGAAUAUCUGGUAAUCCUUCAUCACACAGGGUGUAUGCUACAUGCUGUGCCAGUUUGGAAGCUGUUGACACCCGGUAGUGUCGAACACUGAGAGAGCCAAUUUGAUUGCACACAUAACUUGCUUUUAUUGUUUUCGAAUGGAUUAGAGAUGAACUCGGGGACUACAAAUCUGUUUUUAUGUUUUCAUUCAUUUUAAGCCAAAAACAACUCAAAAUGAAUGUGUUGCAUGCCCUCAUUUUUGGAUGUGUCUUCACUGCUGUUAUUAUAAAGGGAGAGUUUGUGUCCGAAGCCAUUUCCUCCAAGAGCGGCGAGAGCCUUCCUGACAAUUUCCUUGAGUUUUACUCAGCCCCUGACAAAGUGGUAGAUGGCUCGGUAGUCUGCGUGCGAUAUCGAUGCCCCGGGCCGUGUCAGCUCGCAGUGGAGGUGGUGGUGUCCACAUUAAGGACGACGGAUUUAGUGGUCUUCAGGAAGAAAUGGAUCUGCAGCACACCGGGAGUCUACAGAAUUCACCGGGUGCUUCUCCGAUGGCCCCCGUCCAUUUUGUAUCAACGAGACUUUUCCAACAGGAAGGUCGUGGAGGCUGAAAGUGUGACCGUUCGUGCUCGGCUAGACCAUCUUAAAGAUGGCAGUGAACCCAGGACACACCACGGCUCCACGUUGAAGAUUCAUAAAGUGCUGCAGACAAUGCCGCUCUUGGAGCGUCCCACUAAACCGCCCACAGAGUGCCCGUCGUGGUUCGCGCAACUGAUAUGGCAGACGACCAGAGACGGGAUCAGUCAGUGUCCGCACGAGUCAGUUGUCACCGAGAUGCUCAGCUUCCCCCUGGCAAGUACUGGUGAGCACUUUGGAUUGGUCCGCAGGUUCCAGCCUUUCAUCGACGGCGCCCUGGAGGUGGUCCGUCUUCAUGCUGUGACACAGCCCAGCGUCACCUUAUCUGUGUGGAUCUACCUCCUCAAACGGUGUCACAGGAGGCUCUGUGGGAUCAUCCAUCACGUCGAUAGGAAAGAUUUAUACGACUCGGUUCUGAUGCAGCUCACAGACACAGGGGACGUCAUAAUUCAAGCACGUGUGACAACCGGAGAAGAUGAAGCUUUCCGAGUCAGUGCGGCGCUGCCCCUGUGGAAAUGGAUUAGAUUAGACUGUUACAUACAGGACUCAAAGUUGCUGCUGGAUGUGACAUGGGAUGAUGAAACCCACAGAUACGUAUGCGAAUUUCAGAACAGUAUCUAUUAUGAUGACACUGAUGGAUACUUUGUGAUCGGGGGAAGUAAAUACAUGGCUGGCUUCCACGGCUAUUUUGGGCCUAUCAAAUACUAUCGUUUUGGAACUGAAGAGAUAAGAAAUCCACUUCACCCCGAGACAGCGUUUCAGGAGCUGGAUACGACUCAUCGUCAGUGUCGGGAAAUAAAAGCAUUAGCAAAAGCUUUUCUAAAAGAAGUCACUGAGAGUCACCUCUUGUCAACAAUCAACAAAGCUGUCUGUACUCCGCACUUCAUAAAACUGUGGCGUCAGUUCGGUGGAAAGACCUGCACCCAAACAUGGAGCUGGGAAUCACCGCUUCAAUACAGCACGCUUUUCCAUCUCUUGCAAACAAAGGAGGAGCAACUCAGGAGAGGCAUGAAAGACCUCAGGACUACUUUGUUUGAGGAGGCAGCCGGCGCAAUGUUCACUGCGGAUCAGACGCGGAUUCAAAUCACGUCCAAGUCGGUGUCUCUGCUGCAAGCGUCGUCCUGCUUUGGAGAUCACAAGGCGUCGCUCUUGCUGGCCUCCGUCCACUUCGCCGGUCUGGGACGCUCGGUUGAUCAAAACCAGGGUCACGCCUAUAGCUUGAUGGCUGCAUCGGGUGAUGAACUCUUCGCCCUGAUGCAUGCAGGGUACAAACACGCACAAGGAAUUGAUGGCUUCCCUAAAGACUUGGACGUGGCUUAUAGCUAUUAUUCCAAUGCCGGGGCACAGCACAGCAUGGACAUGGCCCACAUGCACGAGAACAAGCAAUACACCCCUGAACACAUCUACCUGAACAACCCAGAGGAUUUAGACAGCCUGACACACGAGACGAGCGACGUCUUUCAGUAUCUGAAAUUCCAGGCAGAGAGAGGAGACAUUGAAGCCCAGAGACGCCUGGGAAUAAUGCUUUACUGGGGACAAAAUGGAGUCUCAAAAGACAUUGUGAGUGCAGUGAAGUGGUUUGAGAGAACUUCUAUGCAAAUGAAGGAUCCCUCGGCGAUGUACGACUACUCCAUCCUGCUGAUGAAGGGCCAGGGAGUGAAAAGAAACUACACCCGAGGUUUCCUGCUGCUGAAGAAGGCUGCGGCGAUGGGCUCAAUUGAUGCCUUGAAUGCUUUGGGCUGGUACCACGGGAUCAUACUGGGCGACCACAGCCAUGCAGUGGAGUACUUUGAGCAGGCCGCGCGCAAUGGGAGCGCCGAUGGCAUGUUCAACCUGGGAAUCUACCACCUCCGCGGGAAAACCCCCCGCAGCCCAGGGGGGAACGAGUUGGCCGCGUUCCAGCAGUUUCUGAACGCGUCGCGCCUCGGCCACGCCGCCGCAUCAGUGGAGGCGGCUCGGCAUCUCUCGACAGGAAGCCUGGAAGGGGUGGCUCAGGAUGCGGAGAGGGCUGUGAUAAUGCUCAAAAAGGUCUGUGAACAGAGCGGACACCUUGGAUUCGUGAUCAGAGAGGCUCUCCGGGCCUACCUCCGAGGCGCAUGGCAGGACGCGUUCGUGCACUACGUGCUGGCAGCCGAAACUGGUCUGGGUUUGGCCCAGAGCAACGCCGCGCACCUGUGCGAGGUGCUGGAUCUCGGUUAUGAUUGCCAGUGGAGAUAUCAGAACUGCUCAGUAUUGAACUAUGAUCCCCAUCCGUCCGCGCUGCUGAAAAUGGGAGACUACUAUUACUAUUCCCCCGGCGCGCAAGAAGACUCGUUAUCCGUGGUUGGUCAGGCCGUAUCGAUGUACAGCAGAGCGGCUCUGGCGGGCAGCCCUCAGGCAAUGUACAACUUGGGGGCUUUGGCACGACGAGGGCAUGCUCUUCCUCCGGCCAUCCGUGGCUUUUUCGGUCUGUCACACGAUGAUGAUGAGGACACUGUGGUGGAGAAGAUUUUAAGGAGAUGUGUGGAGACUGAGCAUGACGACGCAGCAACGCCCUGUUCUUUAGCUUUGCUCGGGGUCCAGAUGGGGCGAGCCCUGAGGAGAAUGACUCAGGAGAACGGUGCACAGCUCCUCUUGGUGUAUGCAUCUCUUCUCUCUGUGUGUGCCCUCGUUGUCUUUGUGCCAAUUCAGAGCUGUCUUGGACAAAGGGCUCCCGGUCGCCGCGCGGUCGGACCCAGGGCGAGGACGUCGCCAGGGAGCCAAGGCGGUGUCAACUUGAAUGCAGAGCGCGGCGGCAUCAUGGCAGGAACCGACGGGGCGGUGGGGAGUCCGCGGCCCACCGUGCCGAGUGGCGAGCAGAGGCUCCGACAGGCCAGCGACUGGGCUGUGACACUGUCGGGUGUGUGCCUGUGCGCUUUCUGCGCCACACUUCUCUAUCACCUCCUGUGUGACAUGCAGUACCCAGCGCGGUGAUCCAAUAGCCACAGUAAAAGCCCCAGACACUACACAUUGUGAGAGCAAACAUUAGCGGAUGAGUUGGAGCAGAGUUCGUAUGACACAUUUGCGCUUCGGAGGCAUGUGACUCAUUUUAGGACGGGGAGGAGAGAAGCACCAGAUCAGGAUGUGACUGCCGGCCGCCCCCGUCAGAGUUUUGAUAACGCUUCCUCUGUAACCAUUUUUUCGAAUGCUUAUAUUGUGGAAAAUAAAAUACUUAUCGCGCAGCUCAUUUAAUUAUUGCUGAAUCCGAACAACAGCUUAUAGUCUCUGGGGGAUGUGGUGCCAAGUAAAAGUAGAGUGAAGUGUCUGUUAUGUAAAGCGCGAUUACAAUAAAAAAACAAAAACACAUUUCAA